AUGAGCUUAAUUAAAAUCGCCUUAUUUUUGAGUUUCUUGUUUAUCUCUGUCUUAUCUCAAUCACCAUCUCAACCACCAGUAGAUUUAGGAGCUGUCGUCGAACCUUAUCAAACAGCGAAUGUUCCUGCAAACAAUGGUACUUGGAGGAUAUGUGGUAAAACAAAAACAAAAUCAGUUAGUUACAGUGUUAGAGAGGUUCCCGAUUCAACCUUAAUCACACCUGGAUUUGGAAUUGAAUCUAAGGGAAUACCAGUUGGUAAAACACCAUUAACAGGAAAUGGAAUUGUGACAUUUGUGGCAACAUCGGAUAAUUCAAUAAAUAUAGCCAACCAUUCCACUAUUUAUCGAUAUGUACCUUCCUUAUCAUGUGAAACGGUCGUAACCAAAUGCGAUCAAGAUACCGGAAAUAUUUUGAUCGAGUUUUCCGAUAUACAUUGUUUGGUCGUUAAAAAUACUUUUUCCAACCCGCAAAAAAUCAAAGUUGCAUUUUCGGAGUCAGUCACGGUGUUUCAAAAUGGUGGAUUUACCAGUCCUAAUAAAAGUGGCGGCAAUACAAAAGCAUAUGUUCCAGAUAAAAGUGGCGGCAAUACAGAUAAAAAUGACGCUAAUACAAAUAAAACUUCAGGAAGUAAUAAUUAUAUAAUAACCACUGGUUUCUAUAGGCAACAAUAA
Messenger RNA from Funneliformis mosseae, 672 nucleotides. The record is from the annotation of a GenBank genome assembly. NCBI's taxonomy places the organism in Eukaryota, Fungi, Glomeromycota, Glomeromycetes, Glomerales, Glomeraceae.